Molecule: messenger RNA, 4820 nt
Organism: Mustela erminea (ermine)
Lineage: Eukaryota; Metazoa; Chordata; Mammalia; Carnivora; Mustelidae
Gene: SPAST
Product: spastin
Exons: 17
Coding region: 125-1975 (616 amino acids)
Cellular component (GO): microtubule cytoskeleton
Molecular function (GO): ATP binding; microtubule severing ATPase activity; ATP hydrolysis activity
Source: RefSeq, a predicted model, not a curated record
GCUCUCGGAAGGGCGGACGCGCGGGCGUCUGUGGCCCUCGCCGUCCCAGUGGCCGCCGCCGUGGCUUGGUCGCCGUCGGUCUGCGGGAGGCGGGUUAUGGCGGCGGCGGCAGUGGGAGCUGUGAAUGAAUUCUCCGGGUGGACGAGGGAAGAAGAAAGGCUCCGGCGGCUGCAGCAGCCCGGUGCCUCCCAGGCCUCCGCCCCCCUGCCUGGCCCCCGCCCGUCCCGCCCCCAGACCGGCCCCCCCUCCGGAGUCGCUGCAUAAGCGAAACCUGUACUACUUCUCCUACCCGCUGUUCGUAGGCUUCGCGCUGCUGCGUUUGGUCGCCUUCCACCUGGGGCUCCUCUUCGUGUGGCUCUGCCAGCGCUUCUCCCGCGCCCUCAUGGCUGCCAAGAGGAGCUCCCGGGCCGCGCCGGCGCCGGCCUCGGCCUCGCCCCCGGCGCCAGUGCCGGGCGGGGAGGCCGAGAGCGUCCGAGCCUUCCACAAACAGGCCUUCGAGUACAUCUCCAUUGCCCUGCGCAUCGAUGAGGACGAGAAAGCAGGACAAAAGGAGCAAGCUGUGGAAUGGUAUAAGAAAGGUAUUGAAGAACUAGAGAAAGGAAUAGCUGUCAUAGUUACAGGACAAGGUGAACAGUGUGAAAGAGCUAGACGCCUUCAAGCUAAAAUGAUGACUAAUUUGGUUAUGGCCAAGGACCGUUUACAACUUCUAGAGAAGCUGCAACCAGUUUUGCAAUUUUCCAAGUCACAAACGGAUGUCUAUAAUGACAGUACUAACUUGACAUGCCGCAACGGACAUCUCCAGUCAGAAAGUGGAGCUGUUCCAAAAAGAAAAGAUCCCUUAACACACACUAGUAAUUCACUUCCUCGUUCGAAAACUGUUAUGAAGACUGGAUCCACAGGUCUGUCAGGCCACCACAGAGCACCUAGUUGUAGUGGCUUAUCCAUGGUUUCUGGAGUGAGACAGGGACCUGGUCCUACAGCUGGAACUCAUAAGAGUACACCAAAAACAAAUAGAACAAAUAAACCUUCUACCCCUACAACUGCUGCUCGUAAAAAGAAAGACUUGAAGAACUUUAGGAAUGUGGACAGCAACCUUGCUAAUCUUAUAAUGAACGAAAUUGUAGACAAUGGAACAGCUGUUAAAUUUGAUGAUAUAGCUGGGCAAGAGUUGGCUAAACAAGCCUUGCAAGAAAUUGUUAUUCUUCCUUCUCUGAGGCCUGAGUUGUUCACAGGGCUUAGGGCUCCUGCCAGAGGAUUGUUACUGUUUGGUCCACCUGGAAAUGGGAAGACAAUGCUGGCUAAAGCAGUAGCUGCAGAAUCCAAUGCAACCUUCUUUAAUAUAAGUGCUGCAAGUUUAACUUCAAAAUAUGUGGGAGAAGGAGAGAAAUUGGUGAGAGCUCUUUUUGCUGUGGCUCGAGAACUUCAGCCUUCCAUAAUUUUUAUAGAUGAAGUUGAUAGCCUUCUGUGUGAAAGAAGAGAAGGAGAACAUGAUGCUAGUAGACGUCUAAAAACUGAAUUUCUAAUAGAAUUUGAUGGUGUACAAUCUGCUGGAGAUGACAGAGUGCUUGUAAUGGGUGCAACUAACAGGCCACAAGAGCUGGAUGAGGCUGUUCUCAGGCGUUUCAUCAAACGGGUAUAUGUGUCUUUGCCAAAUGAGGAGACACGACUACUUUUACUUAAAAAUCUAUUAUGUAAACAAGGAAGCCCAUUGACCCAAAAAGAACUAGCACAACUUGCUAGAAUGACUGAUGGAUAUUCGGGAAGUGAUCUAACAGCUUUGGCAAAAGAUGCAGCGCUGGGUCCUAUCCGAGAACUGAAACCCGAACAAGUGAAGAAUAUGUCUGCCAGUGAGAUGAGAAAUAUUCGAUUAUCUGACUUCACUGAAUCCUUGAAAAAGAUAAAACGCAGCGUGAGCCCUCAAACCUUAGAAGCAUACAUACGUUGGAACAAGGACUUUGGCGAUACCACUGUUUAAGGAAAGACCUUUGUAAGCCUGCAGAACACUUUGCUUUUGAAGAAAGAAACAUGCCAUGUUAAUUGAAUAGUUAUCAGCUACAGAAAUUGAGCCUAAGUUUACAGGACUUUUCAGAGUCUUAUAAUUACUUGUGCACUCCAACAGAUGCACCAUAAAACAAAAUUUAAAUAAAAUAUACAGUGCAAAUGGAGUGUUUUGUCGAAGGCCUGUUCAUCGUUAUCCCAAUGGGCGCUGUAAGUUAGAGCACAACAAAAACUGAUUCUGGUCUUCUUUACCAAUAUAAUCAUGAUGUAAAUAAUAAUUUGUAUAUUGUGUUGCAGAUGAAAGUAUUCCAGAGACAGUGAAUGGUAGAAGACACAAGCGCCUUUGGUUGUUUGUCUUCUGAUGUCUUUUCUUAAAAUAGUAAUUUUUUCUAUUUUCCUUUCCUACUGUUGUCUUUACUACAGCUGAUUAGAAUGCCAAACACUAUAAGUUCCUUUUUGUUCUUUUCUUUUAUAAGUCCAUUGUGCCAAAUGAAACUUCUUCCUAUGUAACAGUAAUAGGAAAAAGUAUUUUGAAGGUUUUUCUUUUUCAUAAAUCUACACAUUAAACAUUGUGUUUCACUUUUCAUUUUUCUAUUACCUUGUUACCAAUUUAGAAAAGAAUUUGUUGAUAGCAUCAAAGCAAAUCUAGUAAAAUAGAAAAAGAGAUGGUUAGAAGGUUUGAGUCAUUCUGUCAUUACAACAUGUAGAUCAGUCCUCGUGUGACCUGAAGGUAUCUUUUUCUAAUAUAUCUGUCAGAAAUCUAUUGUAGACUGUUAAUUUGUUCCUAAUGGAGUUUAUUUUCUGCUAGAAUUAUUCUAAUAUUUAAGAAGGCCAAGUUUAACUGCUGUAAAAGUGGUUCCUGUGUGAAAGAAGGGAAGAACUGAGAGCUAAGACAUUUCUAAUUUAUUGCUUAUUGCUUUCUUACUGUUUACAGGAUAAUUAUAAGCCAAUGGAUCUACCAUCUUUUAUUCUUAAUAAUUAUUAAUCCCCUCAAUGAACCUUUAAAAAAAAUUAAUGAAUUUUUAUACAUUGCAUACAUUUUAUAGGUUUCUUGUGCUCACUUUGUUAACGAAAAAGUUAGUCUGUUAAUCUGUCUCUUGUUCCCCAAGAAUGUACAGUAAUGCUGUUUCUCGUUUGUAUAAGUAUGCCUGAGUUUUAUUAUUAAACUGUCAUUGUAGGAGGUAGAGACUCAUAUCAUGGCUUUUUAAAUAUUGUAAUAAAGGCAAAUGGAUAUUUGCCCUUAGUUUACUGUUUAAAAGUUUGUUUACAGAAAUUUUCUUUGGUGCUUUUAUGUAAAAUGUCAUGGACGGAAAGAAUAAUUUCAUAGUAGUAACAAAGAUUUUUUCAUUUAGGAAAAAUAUCUUUGGUUUUGAGAGAAUACAUUAAAAUUAAAAACUUGCCCCAUCUAGAUAAGAAUUUUAUAAUGAAGACAUACAUUCUUCUUAAUUUAAUUUUGUUCCUGUUAAAGAUUUACCUACAUAUAGAAGAUGUAUGGUUUAAGGUAAUGUGCUAUUUGUAGCUAUAAUUUAAAUGUCUCCUCUAAUCAUGACCUUAGAACUCCCUGGAUAACAGAAGUGAGGGCUGAAAUAAAUAGGGAAAAACAAAACAAACAAAAAAAAACUAAGCAGAACCAUGCCCAUUUUCAGUCAUAUGUUAUAUCUUUUUAAGAUCUCAAAUAUUAAAGCAUCAAUUAUAAAAUACUGAUAAUGAAAGAUGAUGCAGUAUUCAUGAUGACAAGAAUUAGGAAUAUCCAAAGUUAAAACAUUCUCAAUAAAGUUCAUAAAAUUUCACUUUGUAUUUUCAUUUAGAAAAGGAUUAACAUUGUUGAUACUUGAAUAACAGUCGGUUAUACUAAAUGUCUGUGCUUCAUGUUCAACUUUUAAAAUGUAAUCUUUAAAUUUAUCAUGAUUCUGUCUGCACUAAUGUAGCUCACUAUUUUUAUUGGAAUAGUUUUUAGAUCACAAAGAUAUCAAAUAUUAAAAGUCAAGCUAAUAUUGUCAUAAACACUGAGUCAGAAUUAUAUUACUGUAUGAAUAACAAUUCAUACAGUAUAGAAGUUAUUUCACUUCCCUGACCAAAGUCUGAAGUUGAACUUAGUGCUAGUGAACUAUUUUCUAUGACUGACUUUUUACUUUAUUUUAUUUUUAGUUUAAGCUGGGCUUUUUUUCCUCCUCAUAAAAUGACUAUGAAAAUAAGAUGAUGAUACAGUAGGAGGUGAAAGGGAUUGGUCUGGUAUUUUUCAAUAAAGGUAGAAGUUGCCGAGGGUUUCUGAAUUGUUAGACUUAGGUUGUGACCUUUUAGAUUCUACAUUGAGCUUCCUGUCAUUAAUUUCUUAGAAGAUAAUGCCUAAACAUGAAAGAUUAGUGUGCUCAUGUUAAUAUGGCAGUGUUUUGUAAACUAUAUUAAAACUUGUUAUACUGGACUUUGAGACAAGGGAAGUCAAUACUAUCUUUCCCGGUUAUCUUAACAGUAGGAGUUUAUUCUAAGUCUGCCAUUGAGGUUAUAAGAUUUCUCACUAUGCUUUGUGCUUAGGAAGAAGUGGAGGAAAAACAGAUACUAGAAUUACAAUUUAAGUAAAUAAACAGCAGUCUUUAUGUAUAGAGUAAAAUUCUUUAUAUUUUGUACAAAAAUUAAUUCUUUUGGUAGAAUGAACCAUCUACAGUUUGGCUUUGGACUCAAGUCAAAGUAUUUUCCUUGAAAUGCUUAUCUCAUCUUUUAAUCUGGUCUUUUGUAUCUUAUUUCAGAAAAAAAAAUGAACUAAAAAGUUUAGCUGCAUAAAGUAGGUUUUAUCCUAAUGGCUUGGAAAUAAAUUAUAAAUUUUA